This is a messenger RNA of Acaulospora morrowiae, 1099 nucleotides long. NCBI's taxonomy places the organism in Eukaryota, Fungi, Glomeromycota, Glomeromycetes, Diversisporales, Acaulosporaceae. The record is from the annotation of a GenBank genome assembly.
AUUGUAUCAUAAUGUUACAUUUGGAGUUUUGAUUACUCUCCAAUCAGACAAUGUAGACUUAUUUCGUGAUCUCUCUGAAGCCGCCGGAAAGUGGGAUGGCACCCUGUCAUUUGAUAUUCACGGGAAGCAGGACCCUCUUCCAAAAUCUAUUGAGGAUGCACCAUACGAAAAUCGCGUAAAGUACACGGCCACUGUGUUAAAUCAAUACGGACUUUCGUCGAAAUUCUUGGAUGAUUGGACGAAAUUAUUACUGAGAGAGAAAAUUUCGGUUGAGAAAUUACAAAGGUUAAACGAGGGAAAAUUGUCUUGUGUCGAUUAUAAAUUGUCGGUGCCAAUCGAAACUGAUCUUGAAUCAUUGAGGCAAGAAUUGUUUCAACUCAGCAUGAGCCAUGGAACGGAUGUUGCUCUUCAACCUUACGACGUGUACCGAAAGCAUAAGAGGUUGGUUGUGUUUGACAUGGAUUCCACUUUGAUACAACAAGAAGUCAUUGAUGAGAUUGCCAGGCUUGCCGGUGUUGUCAAUGAAGUAGCGGCGAUAACGGAGUCUGCAAUGAAUGGAGAAAUUGAUUUUAAAGAAUCUUUGAGGAGACGAGUUUCCCUUCUGAAAGGAACAUCCGUGGAUGUACUGCAAACAGUCAAGGAAAAUCUGAUCUUUACGGAAGGCGCCCAUUUCCUUUGUCAAGCAUUAAAAAAGAUUGGGUUCAAAUUAGCCGUCAUUUCAGGUGGAUUUAUCCCUCUGGCCAAGCACGUGAAAAAUGAACUUGGAUUAGACUAUGCUUUUGCAAAUCAAUUAAAGGUCUCCACAGAUGGAAAAACAUUUACGGGUGAGACAGUCGGCCCAAUAAUCGACGGAGAGCGUAAGGCCGAAUUAUUAGAAGUAAUAGCCCAAGCCGAAAAUGUGACAUUGGAUCAAGUCAUCGCAGUUGGUGAUGGUGCAAACGAUUUAUGGAUGCUGGCCAAAGCUGGUUUGGGUAUAGCGUUUAAUGCCAAGCCGCGUGUACAAGAGAAGGCUCGCGCAAGGAUCAAUCAAAAAAGCCUUAAAUAUAUAUUGUACCUUUUAGGAUACUCUGAUGAUGAUACAAAACAACUACUAUUAUAG